Molecule: messenger RNA, 1077 nt
Organism: Morchella sextelata
Lineage: Eukaryota; Fungi; Ascomycota; Pezizomycetes; Pezizales; Morchellaceae
Exons: 4
Coding region: 1-1077 (358 amino acids)
Source: RefSeq, a predicted model, not a curated record
AUGUAUUUGACAAAAGACAGGAGAGUCAAUGUCCGACAACCUACGAGCCCGUCACCCUCAAGCCUACCACCCCAGGAUUCUCAAUUUCAGCAAUCCUCGUCGAGGGAUACGUUACCGUUGGCCGCACCAAAUAGAGAAUCUGAUGCGAACCAGCUGCAUGACAUUUUUUAUGCCUCCCCCGGGCAUGAUUCUGAGUCUAUUAGAACAUCGUCGGGGGGGAUCCGCCCCGAAGCCCGUCGUCAACUUUCUGACCUUUCUAGACCGGCGUCGAUAAGAGCCCCUUCCGAAGUCAUCAGGAGUACAGAUUAUGCUAGUGGCAGUAGCGGUGGGUAUUCUGGAGAGUCGUCGUCACAAAAUCUCCUAGCGCCGGUAGACCCUACCGAUCUCAACAAAACCAGAGCUCUCCGCAAUCAUAGCUUAUGGCAAUUCGACAUUGAGCUGAGGACUCUAAUCGAAAAAGCUGGGUGGUACCCCACCAAACAGACACUAUUCAAAAACCCGAUGUCCUCGGUAUUGGAAUUGAUGUCUAUGGUCAGAAAUUCAUGGAAUUUUGCCAGGGCGGGCGACGACUUUCCAGCGGAGUUGUCGACUGGAGUGUUUGGACAGGCAAAGGCAGUAAUCGGAUUAUAUUACGGCCUAGCAGGCAUGACCGGCGAGCAAGCAAAAGACCGUGUCGAUUACCUCCUGACAGAUGACCGUUUCAAUUAUGAUACCACUCAUUGCGAGGCAGCAACUGGAAGAAUGGUGUCUUCAAUAAGGACUGUUACGGCGGUGAGCACCCCGUCUUUCAUCUGGUCAGGUUAUCGACAGGUAUCGUUAUUGACGGUGGUGCUAGUAAUUUUUGAGAGGCACAUGCACACAUGGAAGAGAUCCUUCCCCGACGAUGAGACCUCAAAUCUAGUACUGAAAGGGAUUCGACACGAGAUAUUGAAACGGAUUAAGAGGACAAACUGCUGCACGAUUACCGCCACAGAGAGCAGGGAGGCAAUUAUUGACCCUGGAGUAGGCAACUUUUUGGAGGGUCUCCGAUCCAAGCUCAGUACAGAAACUGACAACGAGGAUAUAGGGUCCGACUAG